Messenger RNA from Neoarius graeffei (lesser salmon catfish), 4694 nucleotides. RefSeq names its product heparan sulfate 6-O-sulfotransferase 1a (gene hs6st1a). NCBI's taxonomy places the organism in Eukaryota, Metazoa, Chordata, Actinopteri, Siluriformes, Ariidae. Gene Ontology annotation, molecular function: heparan sulfate 6-sulfotransferase activity. Bases 439 to 1680 code for a protein of 413 amino acids. Gene Ontology annotation, cellular component: membrane. The record is from RefSeq and is a predicted model, not a curated record. The transcript has 2 exons.
CGAUUUCCAGUUGUUAUAGAGAGCGCAGCUGGAGCUCGCGCCGCCUGGCGUGUAAUCGGGAGCGCGCAUUUGGGGUGGAGGGUGCGCAAAGAGGGUGCGCGCGGCCGUGGACGCAGCCGGCGCGAGGAGUCCCGAGUCGAUAAGAGAGAGGACUUUAAAUCCCGGUGAUCACACGCGCCGCGUUGCUUCUCGGUGGCGCGGAAUAGGAGGAGGAGGAGGAGGAGGAAGGAUAAGAAGAAGAGGAGAAGAGGAGGGGAACUGGACGCAGGCGGUCAGAUUUUGGAGCGCUCUUGUUGUUGUUGUUGUUGUUGUUGUGUUGUGUUUGCUUUAGUUUUGUUUUGUACACAGCGCGUGCUCUGUGGAUGGGGCCGGCGCGCCGGUGCGCUCCGCUCCGCCAAGCGGGCAGAUGGUAGCGCGCGACUCGCGCCGCACGAGACCAUGGUCGAGAGGAGCGGCAAGUUCCUGUUCGCCGUCGUCGGCUCGGCGCUCUUCAUGCUCAUCCUCUAUCAGUACGCGGCACCCGGCGCCGUGACGUCCAACUUCGGCUUGCCGCGCGCCUAUGUUCAUGAGGACCCCGACGCCGACGCCGACCCCGACCCCGACGCCGACGCGUUCCCGACUCCCGACCCGCACUACGUCAAGAAGUACUACUUCCCUGCACGCGACCUGGAGCGUGCCAUCGACUUCCAGAUCAAAGGCGACGACGUGCUCGUGUUCCUGCACAUCCAGAAGACCGGCGGCACCACGUUCGGCCGUCACCUCGUGCAGAACGUGCGUCUCGAGCUGCCCUGCGACUGCCGACCCGGUCAGAAGAAGUGCACGUGCUACCGACCCAACCGCAAGGAGACGUGGCUGUUCUCCCGCUUCUCCACAGGCUGGAGCUGCGGACUGCACGCCGACUGGACCGAGCUCACCAACUGCGUCCCGGGGGUCAUCAACAAGAAGGAGAGCAAACUGAAAAGCCAAAGGAAGUUCUACUACAUCACCCUACUGAGGGACCCCGUGUCACGCUACCUCAGUGAGUGGCGACAUGUCCAGCGGGGUGCCACCUGGAAGACGUCAUUGCACAUGUGUGAUGGACGCACACCAACCCCAGAGGAACUUCCACCCUGCUACGAAGGCACAGACUGGUCAGGCUGUACCUUGCAGCAGUUUAUGGAGUGCCCCUACAACCUGGCCAACAACCGGCAAGUGCGCAUGCUGGCUGACCUCAGCCUGGUGGGCUGCUACAACAUGUCUUUCAUCCCCGAGAAGAAGCGUGCUCAGAUCCUGCUGGAUUCGGCCAAGAAAAACCUGCGUGACAUGGCCUUCUUUGGUUUGACCGAGUUUCAACGCAAAACGCAGUACCUAUUUGAGCGCACCUUCCACCUCAAGUUCAUCCGACCAUUUGUGCAGUACAACAGCACACGUGCAGCCGGCGUUGACCUGGACAACGACACCAUACAGCGCAUUGAGGAGCUUAAUGAGCUGGACGUCCAGCUCUACGACUAUGCGCGCGACCUUUUCCAGCAGCGUUAUAUGUAUAAGAGGCAAUUGGAAAGGCAUGAGCAGAAGCUGAAGAAACUUCGACGCUCAUCUGGCUCUGUAUCUUCUCCCAUGUCCCGGGAUGAGGCAGGUGACUCGGAAUCCUCGCGAUUGUCCACGGAAGACUACAUGAACCAUAUUAUUAAUCGCUGGUAGCAGAACUGAUGGAAAAAGAGGUGUGGAGAAAUGAGAAGGGUGAUGCCUACCUCUGUGACCGGAAUUCUCAGCCCCCUAGAUUGUGAGCUACUGAACCUUACCUGGAAGACUCGCAUCCAGUGAGAUCUUUCUGCCUCAGUCAUGCGUAAAAUGAUGUGAGGCAAAAGACUUGAAUGACACAAGGCACUAAGCCCACUUCAGCCUAAAAAGAUUUGAGUUCUAUGGGAUGAAUAACUCCUACAUGAUAAACACUUGGAAUUCUGCGCAAGGAAGACCUUCAGAGAAUGAUCAAGGGAACAUUGUAUCGUUAUUUGCCUAAAUGUCUGCUGCCAUUUCAGCCAUGGUUUCGAAACAACGAUGUUCCAUAUCAUAGUUUGGAUGUUUUCUUUGUUUUUCAGGGUCCUUUGAAAUGAUUUUGUUCCCACCUCCUAUAAGAGGUGUUUUUAAAGCACUGAGACCAACUAUGCUGCCUAAAGUCUAUUGUAUGCAAAUUUUUAAGCUUUGUUUAGUCAUCGUUGAAAAAAGAAAAAUUGAGAAAAAAUUGUUUAAUUUUACUUUGUCAUUAUGUACAUUUUUAUGACCAGAUAUGUGUGGACCAUAGCCAUUAUUUGAACCUAUCGCAGACUGUAUGGAGUUAAGUUAGCUAAAGGUGAAGCUAAAUCUGCACACCCAGGUUGUCAAAUAUUGUAUAUCAUUUUAUAUCAACCAAGAAAAAACUAGAUUUACCCAGCACAGCCCCAAGUGUAACCCCGUGUUCACACUGGCCACGGCAUCCCAUGACAAAGAAGCUGAAAGUGAUGCAUUUUCAAUGACACAUAGCUAUUAGCAUGGCAAGAUUCGAAGCAACCAUUUGUGACUUGGAUUAGGCUGGGCAGGGCAAGCAAUGCAGAAAAAGUUAUGUAAGCAGGAUAUGAAACAUUUUGGCGACUGCCAAUGGGAGCAAGAGAUGGGGGUACAAAUAGUUGUCAGUAUUUGUGAGGAGAAAGCUCGAUGACUUGUUCAAAAAAUAAGUCAAGUGUGCACUGCAUGGAUACCAUUUAUCACAAACAUUAUCAAUUCAAUUUUAUUUGUGUCGCACUUUUGAUGAUAAACAUUGUCCUGAAGCAGCUUUACAGAAAUCCAGAUGCAGCUCUAGAUCCCUAGAUAGAGCAAACCAUAGGUGACCGUGGCAAGGUAAAUCUCCCCGAGACCACAUGAGGAAGACAUGUUCUUCUUCUUCUUACACCAUACAGGUAUUGAUGAGUUAAGACAAACAGUACUACGUGUUUUGAAAGGAUCUUGAAAGUCCUGGGAUGAGCACAGAUCAGUCUUUACUAUUACAGCAGCAGUCUUUGAAUAAUAAAAAACAAUAGUGUUCAGCUGAGACGUCCUUGAGAUUCUUUUCUUAUGUCUUUGAAUGGGUGGUUUUGCAUACGUCCUGUAACUACCUAUGUAGUUUGUAGUGUUAUAACGCACAUUAUCCAGGCAAACCAUAGCAAAUGUCAGUAACUCAGGAUGUGAACGCUUACAAGCAAAUAACGUACAACUUAAGCAACAAAGACAGUGUGAAUGCAGGGUUAAAGGAUACUUUAAAGGUGACAUAUUAUACCCCUUUUCCACACGUUCACACAGUCCCGUGAGGUCUUAACGAAAUGUCUGUGACACGCUCUGGUCAAAAUACCUCAAGGAUAAAACACCACAGCUCCCUUCUCACCCUGUCUAUACAGUCCUGUUCAAAACGGCCGAUUUGACCGCCUGUUCCUUUAAAUGAUAAUGAGCUACUGCUUAUUCUACCACCUAUUCUCCUGGCCAGUCAGGUCAUACUUUCCUUGUGAGUAUUCAUUUGCAAAGGCCUUGAGUGGAGAUAUUCUAAUGAGGGGACGGGAUCAUUCUAAUGAGCUCCACUUGUGACAUAGAAAGAGGAGGCAAAUCUGAACGGCUUGCUGAAGCACAUGUUUUCCGAAAUAGGCAGAAGAAAAGAAACCAAGUGUCUUAUUUCAGAGUUUGCAGCUUGGUAGGCUCCAGAUACCCAAAUGUAUGUACACAAGCAGUGAAAAAGUGAGUUUUUCAUAAUAUGAAAAUGCUUUCCCUUUUAAUGCUUAAUACCUAAAUGGAAGACAUCUUGAUUUAAAAGGGAAUUUAUGCUGUAUUUGAUUUUUAACAUGUGAUGGGUUCUGUGUGGCGGGAUGGAAAGGGAACGGAAUGUCAAUGCCUCGUAUUACAGACUGUGUCAGGGGAAAAAAAAACAGCUUCAGAUCGCAGUGAAAAAGCAGACACAGCUUUUCUAAAUGCCAUCAAUGCUCCGAGUUCCCCUUGACUACUCAUUUUUGUAUGGGUAAGAGGAUGGAUGUGUCUGUUAUUUAUACAUUCUAUAUAGUGUGAAUGUGCACACCAUGGAUUUUCUUUUUGUGCGGGUCUUGCCAUGGUCUGCAGGGACUGAAGCUGAAGUCAGUAUCACAAGCCUCUGCUAACUGCUUUCAUUCUAUCAAUAACUGCACCUGAUAUCUAUACCCGACCAAGCCUGAGGAAUGAAGCCGUGACAUUUGGAAACGUGAGUUGGCCCACUGGAAAUCUAGCCAUCUUUGAGCUAGUAGAAGAAGCAAAUACAGUAUAUGUCUUGUCAUUCAGUCGGACUAUGAAAACCAAGAAACUACUAUUUUGGUGAGUGCAAAUGCAUAUUUAACCAAAUGCGAAAUACUUUAUCCUCCAAAAGAAGCUUGGCGUGAAGUGUCCUCAAGGUUCCCUUUUUCUCAAAAGUCAUUCUGUUGAUUAAUGAUGUGUCCUUUCCUUUCAAAGUCUGGUAACCCAUAGUGGGCAACAUGACAUUUGCAGACCAUAUACUUUAAUAUUUUAAUGUCCAAAAUGUCGGCUAAUUACAAACCUUGUUAAAAAGCUCCACUGUCUCCACUUUAUGAUAGCCCUGAACGUUAUCUUUCAAUUUGUUUGUCCAUCACAUUCCAGUUUUUGGUUCUUAGCAUUGCACAAAUGUAUCACUAAAAGCCACAAAUAAAAGAAAUUUCAUUUUUAUAUAUGAA